AUGCCUCCCAAACGGAAAUCUAUUGGUCGAUCUACAUCAGAAGCGAGAACAAAGAGGGCAAUACGUGCUUCUGAAACAGACGAACAGCGAGAAUCAAGAUUGGAAUCCAUUCGGGUAGGCACUGCUCAAACCCGCUCAAAUGAAACAGAACAACAACAUGAAUCAAGAUUGGAAACAGUUCGAUUACGUACUGCUCAAGCCCGCUCAAAUGAAACAGAAGAGCAACGUGAAUCAAGAUUAGAAUCCAAUCGGGUAGGCACUGCUCAAACCCGCUCAAAUGAAACAGAACAACAACAUGAAUCAAGAUUGGAAACAGUUCGAUUACGUACUGCUCAAGCCCGCUCAAAUGAAACAGAAGAGCAACGUGAAUCAAGAUUAGAAUCCAAUCGGGUAGGCACUGCUCAAACCCGCUCAAAUGAAACAGAACAACAACAUGAAUCAAGAUUGGAAACAGUUCGAUUACGUACUGCUCAAGCCCGCUCAAAUGAAACAGAAGAGCAACGUGAAUCAAGAUUAGAAUCCAAUCGGGUAGGCACUGCUCAAACCCGCUCAAAUGAAACAGAACAACAACAUGAAUCAAGAUUGGAAACAGAUCGAUUACGUACUGCUCAAGCCCGCUCAAAUGAAACAGAAGAGCAACGUGCAUCAAGAUUAGAAUCCAAUCGGGUAGGCACUGCUCAAACCCGCUCAAAUGAAACAGAACAACAACAUGAAUCAAGAUUGGAAACAGAUCGAUUACGUACUGCUCAAGCCCGCUCAAAUGAAACAGAAGAGCAACGUGCAUCAAGAUUAGAAUCCAAUCGGGUAGGCACUGCUCAAACCCGCUCAAAUGAAACAGAACAACAACAUGAAUCAAGAUUGGAAACAGUUCGAUUACGUACUGCUCAAGCCCGCUCAAAUGAAACAGAAGAGCAACGUGAAUCAAGAUUAGAAUCCAAUCGGGUAGGCACUGCUCAAACCCGCUCAAAUGAAACAGAACAACAACAUGAAUCAAGAUUGGAAACAGUUCGAUUACGUACUGCUCAAGCCCGCUCAAAUGAAACAGGAGAUCAACGGAGAGAAAGACUGGGAACCAGUCGAGAACGCAAUUUUCAAAACAGACGGACACUGCAUGCAGAUCUGAACCUCUCUGCAUUCAGUUAUGAUCCUGAUUUUGAUUACAGUCUUCAUCGAGGUGUCGCUAUCGGAAAAAUGGACAAAGUGUGCGAAUUUUGCUAUGCGUUAAAAUUUAAGAAUGAAACGCCUGGAAUGUGCUGCGCAAGUGGAAAAGUGAAACUACCAGAACUGCAUUUACCACCCGAACUAUUAUCAACUUUGGUAUCAGGUGAAACAAGCCAGUCGAAACAUUUCUUGGAAAACAUACGUAGGUACAAUUCAUCUUUCCAAAUGACGUCAUUCGGUGCAUCAGCAAUCAUUCGUGACAAUUACAUGCCAACCUUCAAAAUGCAAGACCAAAUAUAUCAUCGGGUUGGAUCACUUUUACCAUUGGAAGAUGCAGAUCACAAAUUUCUCCAAAUUUACUUCAUGGGAAGCCCUGCUGAGCAAGUCAAAAAGCGUUGUCUAUUCAAUACCAGUACUAACCAAGAAAUAAUAGCUGCUGUACAAGCUAUGUUUGAUCAACACAACGAACUGGUUCGGCUAUUCAGGACGGCGCUUGACAGAAUGCCAGCUGAUGAAUAUGCUGUUGUAAUUAGAGCUGACAAAACACCAGUCGGUCAGCAUGAAAGACAAUAUAAUGCACCAACUUUAAAUGAAGUCGCGAUUGUCAUAGCCGGCGAAGAAUUCAACUCGCGUGAUAUUAUUUUUCAUCGCAGAAAUGGUAAUGUUCAGCGAGUCUGUGAAACGCAUCGGUCUUAUGAUGCUUUACAAUACCCCAUAAUAUUUUGGCAAGGGGAAGAUGGGUAUCAUUUCAAUAUCAAAAUGAUAAAUCCAGAAACAAAUGAGGAGAUAAAUAAAAAAGUUAGUGCUAUGAAGUACUAUGCUUAUCGACUGAUGAUUCGUGAAAAUCAAGAGAAUCACAUUUUAAAAUGUCGGCAACUGUUCCAUCAGUACAUUGUCGACAUGUACGCUAAAAUUGAGAGCGAACGGCUUCUGUUUAUUCGACUGAAUCAAACCAAACUGCGCUCAGAAGAGUACAUCCAUCUGCGUGACGCGAUUACUACCGAUGCCAAUCCCAAUGAUAUUGGGAAAAUGGUCAUUUUGCCAGCUACAUUCACAGGAAGCCCACGGCACUUACACGAGUACGCGCAGGAUGCGAUGACCUAUGUUCGCAACUACGGCCGAGUCAAAAAAUGA
Physella acuta is the source of this 2295-nucleotide messenger RNA. RefSeq lists its product as uncharacterized. Lineage: Eukaryota; Metazoa; Mollusca; Gastropoda; Physidae. The record is from RefSeq and is a predicted model, not a curated record.